This is a messenger RNA of Caenorhabditis bovis, 2136 nucleotides long. NCBI's taxonomy places the organism in Eukaryota, Metazoa, Nematoda, Chromadorea, Rhabditida, Rhabditidae. The record is from the annotation of a GenBank genome assembly.
AUGGCAACCCACUGUGAGAUUCCGAUUGUCUCCCGUCCGUAUAGGUGUGUUAUGUCAUAUGGUGUCUACACACUGAUUCUGAUUCUUCUUCUUCCACUCGCCGCCCACGCCGACGACGACUGCGCCGCUCCGCACUUCGUCGUCGAGACGUCGCGACGCUUCAACUCGACGACGUCGUCGCGUCUUCUGAAUCGCCAACCCGUCGACAGCCUCUCGCAAUGCGUCCGAUUGUGUCGACUGUUGAAGCGGUGCACGCGUUUUGAGGUGGCGUCGGACGGCGGCCAACUCGUCUGCACGCUUCUGAAUCCCGACGACGACGUCGUCGUCGUCGUCUCGCCGAACACAAUCGCCGGCACUCGUGUUUGUCUGAAACGACCAUGCCGAGAGCAACGCGCGUUCGCUUUUGAGCGCUUCGCCAAACGCGCUCUAGCGAACACCACCCACAUUCUGAAGACGUUCUCGAUUCGCCUCGACGAGUGCCUCCAAAAAUGCCACGACGAAUCGAAUUGCCGAAGUGUCGCCUACAACUCGCACACGUCGCUAUGCCAAUUGUCGCGAGUCGCGAUGAACGCCGUCUACAAUCCGCGGUUGUUCUUCAAACCAUCGACGACGACGGACGUCUACGAGAACAAUUGUCAAGAUUACGCGACGACGAUGACGACCAACGGAUGCACGUUUAUGCGGAUGACGGGCGGCGGAUUGAAGGCGUUGGCGGAUCAGACGAUCGCCGGCGUCGGCGAUUCGCACGAAUGCGAACAGUUGUGUGUGGCGCGCGCGAGGGUCGCCGAUCCGUGUCGAAUGUACACGUUCGACAACUCGUCGAAAUCGUGCCAUCUGAUGUACGCGUCGGCGCGAAUUCUCGGACGAAGUCCGCUCGAGAAAAUGGACGCCGCGUUGUCGCAUGGCGAUCUCGACGACUGCAUCAAUUUCUCGCUGAAAUGCCGCGAUUCGAGUCUCGAGGUGAAGGCGUCGUCGUUGCGGCUGUUCAAUGGCAAAAUGGCGGCGAUGAGCGGGCGGCGGAGCUCGACGUGCGAGCAUCGAGUCGACGGCGAGUUCGCGUUCGCCGCCAAAUUCGAGUUCGACAAGUGCGCCAUCGAGGAGACGAACCAUUCCGAAUUCCGCGGUGUGAUCCACGUGAAGGAGGGCAGCACGAAUUUGGUGACGAUUCGCGACAAGACCCUACAGGUGAGCUGCCGAAUGCACCAACACCAACACCAACACCACCAAGUGGUGUCGAUUCGAAUGAACGUCGACGCCAACAACAAAACGAUGCGAUUGGUAUCGAAUCCGCCGGAGCGGCCGACGUUCGCGUUGAGGGUCUACACGAACGACGAGCGCGAAGCGAGCGCGGUGACGAUCGGCGAGACGGGAUGGAUUGUGGUGACGGUCGAGAACGCCGCCGUCGACCGAUUCAUUGUGACGAAUUUGGCGUCGCGCGACGUCAACACCGGCGAGAUUCGGCGGCUCGUCGACGACGACGGUUGUGUGAUUCGACGCGAUCUCGUCGCCGGCAUUCGCAAGUCGCCCGACGAGAUUCGCUAUCGAAUCGCGUUCGUCGACGUCGCCGAACGCGCCGAGAUCGUCUAUCACGCGAGUGUCGAGACGUGCGCGACGGCCGACUGCGAGCCGGCGUGCAAUCGCGAGCUCUAUGAGGGCACCCAACGAUCGUCUCCAUUGGCUCUUGAUCUACCGCGUCGAAUGCUGAAACGCGCGAUAAUCGGCGAAAAUCGCCAAUUGGAGCUUCUCGGCGACGUGUACCAAGUCAGAGGUCAUAAGCUCACACUGCUCAACUCGCGUGCAAGAGCUGGACCAGCUCAGGCUCAUCACACUGAGAAUGACGAUGACGUGAUUAUUACAAAGAAGGAGGUGAAUCUCGCCGCGUCGUUUCGCCAUUGCUUCGUCGACGACGUCACCUGCUUGUUCACCAUCAUUCUCGCGUCGAUUCAAUUCUUUCUGCUCCUCUGCUGCUGCCUCAUCGUCUACGUCUAUUUUCAGCACUGGCGAAUGUUUCGAGCGCUCGAGUCGGCCGGCGAGCGACAUCAAAUCGAAUUCUACGAGUACGGCUCCGACGUCAAUUCGAUUCAGCUCGACAAGGACGAUUCCGAAUCGCCGCCGCAGCAGCAACAACACGACUAA